This is a messenger RNA of Pocillopora verrucosa, 1808 nucleotides long. Its product is annotated as deleted in azoospermia-like. Gene Ontology annotation, biological process: 3'-UTR-mediated mRNA stabilization; positive regulation of translational initiation. The record is from RefSeq and is a predicted model, not a curated record. Gene Ontology annotation, molecular function: mRNA 3'-UTR binding; translation activator activity. Gene Ontology annotation, cellular component: cytoplasm. NCBI's taxonomy places the organism in Eukaryota, Metazoa, Cnidaria, Anthozoa, Scleractinia, Pocilloporidae.
GAACAGUGGAGUACGAUACCUCUCCUUCGUUCAACUUCUAUUCAGCAAUGGAGAAUUCUUCGACCUAUCUCUUCGGAAAACGUUUCCGCAACCGAUUGUUUGUCGGAGGAUUACCAGUGAAUACUACUGCUCAUGAAUUGGCCAAUUAUUUUUCCAAUUUUGGACAUGUCAUAGAGACCAAAAUUAUCUUUGAUGAAAACAAUGUUUCCAAAGGAUAUGGAUUUGUCACUUUUGCCUCAGAAAAAGAUGUUCAUAAUGUUACAGAGAUGGGAACUUUAUUUUUUCGUAAUAAAAAGCUCAAUUUAGGACCUGCUGUGAAGAAACAGGGACCAAUGUCUCCCGAAUCACCUGAACUUGUGGUGGUCAGCACACAAAUGAAAGGAGACUAUUACUACCCAGUUCCAUCAUAUACAUACUCUGAUGGUCAGUUGUCCCCAGCACCACAGUAUACAUAUCAACACCCAUGUCAGCAGGUUUCCUAUCCACUCCCUCAACCUGGGGGAUAUAUGUAUGUUUAUGAAGAGCAGCCCCCACUGAUGUUCUACCAGCAACAAAUACCUAAUGUGCAGAACAAUCCGCAAGCUCCGUGUCCUCCACAAAAAAUCAACAAGAGGCUACCUCCAAGGAUGAGACGUUCUCGAGAAAACUAAAUUGAGCUACCUUCUGCAUCAGACAGCUUUCCCAGUGCACAUCAUCAUGCACAUCCUGAGCAAAUAUUCCCUUGAAAAACUUUGAGUAGACCCUGCUAUGUUGCAGGCUUGGAUUCAAACCAAGAUCUUGGUAACGAGUGUAUCAUUUAAACAACAUCAAAUCAGAUUAAUUUGAUUCUUAACUUGCACAUGAUACAGAUAUUUUUACAGCUCUUAGACAGCUUUAAAUUUGUGGGGUAAUUUUUAUAUACUUUAAUCUUCCUGAGUGGAAGGGAUAAUUUAGGAAAGGGUUUGAAGGGGGUUUGAGAACUGAAAGGUACCAGCCAUCUCAUAGCAUUCAUACAUCAUACUGACGAAAACUUUUAUUGACAUGAUACUUCAUUAGAAACUUUUAUGCUGUAGAAAUUUCAUUAUGUUUAUGAAGAUCUAAAUGCUCUCUCUGCUUUGCUUGCUUUUAAUAUGUUUCACUGUCAGCCAGUGUUGGUUCCAUCAAACCCCAGACCAAAUACUGCAUCAGAACCUUUUCUGCUGCUGCUUUAGAAAUUUCAUUUUGUAUGAAUAUUUUUGACAGGAAGUUACUAAUGAUUGUAGACUUAAACAGACUUUUACAAGAGCUUUACCUUUUUCUGAAAAAGAAAGCAGAACUGACAGCUUUGGUUAGUAAAAAGGCUCAAGUUUGACUUUCCAUUGUUUACAACAUCUUUUAUACGUUUAAAUAUAUUAUUAUCUAUUUUUGUGUACACUGACAACAUAAGAUGUAAUUUUUUAUUGAUGUGUACAUGUUGUAAUCGUAUUUUAAAAUAUUUAUUUUUUUUAAAUAUAUGGUAAGACAAAUCUGAAAAAGGGAGUUUUUGCAUGAAAGCUAAAUUCCAUGUCCAGCAGAGGAACCUUUGAAACUAGCUUCAAAUUUUACCUGAUUGUAUUAUUUAACUCUUGUAAUUGAAAGCACAGCAUGGCAUGAAAUAAUGACUAUUGAUUUUAACAAGCACCACAAUAUUUGUGUAUAUGUAUCUUUGAUAAUUAAAUCUCUUAAUUGAAAGCGCAGCAUGGCAUGAAAUAAUGACGAUUGAUUUCAAUCAAGUAUCACAAUAUUUGUGUAUGUAUCUUUGAUAAUAUCCAAGUGAUGUAUUUUGCGACACAAACACUUUAAUUUGAAGA